AUGGAUGAGACAAACGCCUUCUCGCCACUCAACCAGUUUAUUAUGCAGCAGAAUUCAAUCUCACCAACAAAAAAUCCACUGGUCGAUGAGAAGCUGUUGGCGUUCGUCCGAAAUGCCCUUCAGAACAAUCAGACGCUUCAAGGAGUCUUCCCGGACCAACAGCAACAAGCUCAACAGAUUCAAAAUCAGCAGCUCCAGAAUCCACACCUUCAACAGCCACAACAACUACCACAACUACCACAACCACAACAACAUCAGCUCCCAACAAACACUCAACUUCCAGUAGUAAUUCCGCCGAACGAAUCGAUGAUGAACAGUUUCAGUGGAGCAGCUGAUCAGAUGCUCAAGGCGUCUCCGUCAGCAUCAUCCGAUAUGAGCUCUCUGGACAGUGCUGACAUGGCAGAGCAGAUGCUCAUGGCUCGGCAGCAACAGCAAAUGCAGCAGCAGCUUCAACAACACCAACUUCAGCAGAGCGCUUUCCAGCCAGUGACUCCACUUCAACAGCUUCACAUUGACUCGUCGGCAGCGAAUAUUGAAGCUGGAACUCCGAAUAGCAUGGAACAACGCUCAAUCGGACGUCACGAAUCGUGGUUCGAGUGCUUCACUACCACACGUCACUGUGAGUACGAAGCACUACUGUACUCGGUCUAUGUGGCUGAACGAAACGAGAGAAAAUACGAUGGAUGGACCUAUUUCGACUGUCUCCAUCGUCUGCAAAGCAAAUGCCGCUAUCGAGUUCGUGCCAAGAAGCAAGACGAGUUCUUUAUUGUCGAGGAGAAGGGAGUGCAUAAUCAUGGAGCUGUUGAGCCCGUUGGACAAGCUGGAAGUCAUGCUGGAUUGCCAAAAACCAUUCGUGAGAUCGUCGACAAAUCGUACAACGAGAGCUGGCCAUUGGAGGUCCGUAACGCCAAAAUCGAAUCAGAGGUCAAGCGUUUGGGAUUGCCAGAGAAUCCGAGACUCGGUCGCCAGAUCGACAAUCGUGUUGCCUAUCUACGACGAGUCAAGAAUCUUCACGAAACUCGUCGUAUUCAAGAUCAAGUCAACGGUUCAAUGGGGUUGAUCAAAGAUUCGGAUCAGUUGUCGGAGGCUCUUUACAAUCCAGCGGUCAUGCAAGCACUAAUCAAUAAGAAUGGAGGUCAAUUGACGGUUGGACAAGGAGUGGUUGAGCAACUUUUUGGAUCUCAAAAUAUUGCUGACUUGGUCGCAGGACCGCCAUCCUCAUCUGGAGCAUCCACGUCGUCGGGAGCCUCUGUCUCUCCACCUCUCCAAGAGUCAAUGGAGAAGUUGACAAAACCAUUGGCAAUGAACCCAACUCCAGAAUUCUUUCAACUCCUUCAACAGCAGCAACAACAAAUGAAUCAGAUGAAUCAGAUUAAUCAGGUCACUUCUCAACAGGAGAACACUCCAAUGGAAAAUAUGCAACAAUAG
This is a messenger RNA of Caenorhabditis briggsae, 1428 nucleotides long. Gene Ontology annotation, cellular component: nucleus; aryl hydrocarbon receptor complex. Lineage: Eukaryota; Metazoa; Nematoda; Chromadorea; Rhabditida; Rhabditidae. The record is from RefSeq and is a predicted model, not a curated record. The transcript is spliced from 4 exons. Gene Ontology annotation, biological process: regulation of transcription by RNA polymerase II. Gene Ontology annotation, molecular function: transcription cis-regulatory region binding; nuclear receptor activity. The coding region runs from base 1 to 1428 and encodes 475 amino acids.